This is a messenger RNA of Amoebophrya sp. A25, 4061 nucleotides long. Lineage: Eukaryota; Dinophyceae; Syndiniales; Amoebophryaceae. The record is from the annotation of a GenBank genome assembly.
GCUCAUUUUGUGCAAUUGCGAUUUUCAUUCACGGAAAAUUGAAAUGUUCAGUAAAACGUUUUGAAAUCUUCACACUCUGCCAAGAAGAAAGACUACAACGUCCUAAUCCGAUUUUUGUUCCAAAUUAUAAAGCGAACAAAACAAGAAGAAGAACUUCACCAGAGACAUACCUUCAACAGAGACAACAGAGGACCAAAAAGAUGGCGGGGUUGAAUCCCGAACAAGGACACUGUGCGGAGGACGAUGAAACGGUCCCGUUGUUCCAACCGUGGCAGGCCUUCCACGGAGUUGGGCAAGCAGUGGCGAGAGAGCGGCCGGAGCCGGAUGAGGAACCUGACCAAGAGCCCGAUCAAGAUUUCUACUGCGUUGUCCAGAAUCAGGGUCAACUACAGAAUCCAUUUUCUUCUACAACAGCUGCGCCAUCAUCUUAUAAUACGACUACGACGACAAACAAUCCACCUUCUGCUCAUGCCUACAAUGCUCAGGUGCAACACAAUCCUCAUCUGCAGCACAAUCCUCAUCUGCAGCACAAUCCUCAGCUGCAGCACAAUCCUCAUAUGCAGCCUUCCAAUUCCUCAAUGCAGCCUACCUCCAGUGGACCCUCUGCACCCACGAGUGGCUUUGUAACUUCGAAUGCGUGGGCUCCUCCUGCAGAGCAAUAUUAUCAUGCACCACCACAGAUGGGUGAAGGAAAUGAUAUCAAUGUUGGCGGGAUGAACAACAACGUCUAUGGUGCUACUCCUGGGCAACGACGUUCAAGUGUGCCAUCCUAUGGCACUUUGCACGAAGAACAGAACCAACCUUACAUGCCACAGAACCGACCUUAUGUGCCGCAGAAGCCAAUAAAAGCAAUGAAGAACACGCAACGGCCUGCUAAAGUCGUCGUUCGUCACGCAACUACGAAUUACCAUUAUGGUGCUGCACCAGCUCCCCUGACGGGCAUGGUUCCACAACAAGGCCCAGCAGUAUUAUGUUGAGCGUGCUAGGGAAUACAUCUCCACCAAAGUCAUCUUGAAUAAGAAUAAGGCAAGAAGAAGAUCUAGAUGCCCAGAAGAUGAUCUAGAUGAGAUGCAUUCCCUCGUCCACCUGUAAAAUGAGCACCUGGAGCGGCACCCAUGACACGACCCGCGUUUAUAACGACCGCCAAGAUGACUUACACGGGGCCGAUGUCGAACACCGAGAAAAAGCAGGCGUCCUUAAAAAAGGGGACGAAGACCUGUGUUCCACAAAGUUCAAAUGGCAAUCGUGCGGAAUUGUCUUCAGAAAAACCGCAGCAAGAGGAAGAUCAGUUAAGGGAGUCCUGAGCAUAAUUUGAGCCUGAGUUGUUUAUCAAGAAGAGUAUACUGAUCGUUCUUCUUGAGCUACCCCGGUUACAAGAAUAUCGACAGUUGUCUUGACGUACCCAGAACUACUUCUACAAAUCUCCUAUCAUUCUGACAAAUGACUUUUGCAAUCACAGUGUCAUUUAAGAUAAUUCCUACUUCCCACGUGGAUACAUCUGCAACAUCUUCAUCUAGAAGAAGAGAUCUCACCAUUGAUCAUUCUUACUAUACUUUUCCCUUUAUCGACGCUUUUGCUUUAGCUCUAACUCGAAGGGGCCAUGACUUCUGCAUUGGGUUUCAGUUUCUCAUCUGCCUAGUGGUGGACGGGAUUGUCGCUUACAUUAGUCGGAAGAGUGCCUUGGACACUUUUGCAUAUCGCGGAUUCGUCACGUUAUGAAUCUUGUUUUUUUGAUUAGAGUAUAACUGAAUCACGGCAGAUUCUACCCCUCUACUUUCUCUACAUUUUCUUAUACACUUUGUUUUCAGUAUCGCCGUGUGAGUGGAUAAUAGAGUUUGUCUGCUAGUGUUUUCAAUACCAUUUUUGGUGAUACUAGAGAAAGACUAUCGAGGACGCAAUGUUGAUGACGAUGAUUAUCACGCCCUUGGCCUUGAGGAGGCCAUGCAUAUGAUAGUUCUAAGAGCCCUCGUUUACAUCUUGAUUCUGCUUUGUUGGGCACCGUGCCUUCACGGCAGAGUUCGGCCGUGGCGGGACAGAGACGGCAAGAUCACGGAUUGCGGACAGGCGUACUACUUCCAACUUGUUUCUUCGUGUUUGAAUUUGUGCGUUUGAAAUGGAAUGUGCCUUUGUCCCUUUGAGCUCGUAUGUAAUCCGGCUCCUACGGUAGUUAUCUACCCAUGUAAUGUAGCUCCUCAGGUAGUUAAGUUAGAACUACAACACGAAGCAAUCACACGGCAUAAUCCAUUCUUCCAGGCUCUGUGUCUCUUUUAUUGGGCUCGUAGACCUGAAUUUUAAAAUGACACCAACAUCGCAUCACGGAAGUCAGUAUGACUUAGAACCAACAUUAACCUUUAGUACAAUUAUCAUCACUGACUACUAGGUACAAUCAUCAUUCGCCCCUUGAUUGUCUGACUAAUUUUGAUUGUUCACACCUUUUUACCUAGAGUACAAUCAUCAUCACCGACAUGACAUCAACACCUCCUAGUAUCCGAAGCUUGGCUCCUGGGAUCGGCGCGGGCUGGUCCGUGCUGGUGGUCUUUGGGAAUGUCCUAAGCGUAGGAAUGGAGCAUCGACGAGGAUAUGGCGACCCCUUCUCGGCACCUUUUUUCUGUUAUGGUGGGAAAAGCACUUGGAGGAUGUCACUUAAGACUUAGUCUCUCAGAUAAAAACUAGUCAGCUGUUAUUUUCUUUACUUAAAUGCGGUAAUAGUUCCAAGUUCUGCCCCAUGGACCGGAGCGCGAACGCGCUAUGCGCGCGGAGGAUAGCGCGGAGGAUAGCCAGGUUAUGGCGCCUUUUGCGUCCUUUGGGAUCUGCUUUCUGCGAUUUUGCUGCAUUGCUAUUGUCCAUCCUUCAUGAGAGACGCAAUGAUGAUGACCUAACGUAAAUAUGAACGAUUGUUGUCACGUCGUGUGUCGACGGGGGAGCCGAGAUUAUGGGGCUUCCAUGUUACAUCAUCCAGCAACAUCCUUGAUCUUUUUUCAAGUGGGAAAUAGGGCAAGGAUGUGCUGAAUAAUGUAAUGCUGCGACCUCUAAGAUAUAGAUCAUUUAUAGAAGUUACAACCAUAUACUAUCUAUGAGAACACGAUGCCAGUGGGCUACGCAGAUUUUUUUCGGAUAUUGACUGGGGGAAGAGUGGGCUCGCUAAUGCUGUAAGUCACAUGAUACACGAACCUAUGUAUAAUAUCAACGAAAUAUUCACCGACUGAAUGUUGUAGAAGAACCCUGCAAUUUAUGAUUCAUGUUUCUACUACUUCUUAUGAAAUGUGGCGCCACUCGGUGCUGGUACUAACAAAGCAUUUUAGAUUUUGAAUAAGAAAAAAUGAUGAUGAUGUCGGGCUAGUAUGAUAAUGCAUUUCAAUAUCUAGAAAAUGGUAGGAGACCAAGUUGUUCUUCAAUGCUAGACCAAGUUGUACGCACAAAGAUAAGUGGUCUUCAUCUAGGUUGAUGUACGCAAAAAGAAACACACGAAAGCAAGAGGGGCACCGAUAUAUAAUCACGCCAGAAGAUGACUGACUCAUAGCGAUGAAGCGGCAUAAACAUUUCAACAUACUCUCACAUCAUCUUGGUUUUCUUCAGUCGAAAACGCACUUUUGAGUUGAUUGUUCUUUCAGGGACUGUUUCGUCUUGUCAGUACAGAACGACCAUCCGAGACGCAAUGAUGAUGAACGUGCCGGUGUUAAAGAUCAUGUAGCUCUAUAUGAUAAACUAGAGGUCGUCGGGUGGGUCUUGCGGGUAUAACAAAUGUACUUGCAAAUAAUAAUAACUUGUGUCUAACGUUGAUUGAUUGUAGCCAGUUCUGUCAGCAUGCGAGACGGAGAAGCGCAGUAGCGUCAUUUGAACGGCAGAAAACUAUAAGAUGCGCUAGUGGUAAACUGGAAGAAAGACUCUGUGCCGCAGAAAUAUUAGCAUCAGGUGGUUUGCACUAGCUUGGUCGUGUAAACUGAACUCGUAAAACUACUGGUGAAAGAAGUACUUUUGGAAGAUCUCAAUUUUGAACUGGAAAAAUCGCAACGCACACAGUUCUGCGAUCCGACUGGUAGCACUGUGAUACUAGAAGUAAG